AGAGCAGAGGGACUAGAGAGCGGGAGACGGACAGGGCUUGCUUUGGUUUGACCAGCCGGGUUCCACGGUCGCCGUGGACGACGAUAUGAAGACGAAGACUCUGAACAAUUCAAUGCAGCGGAGACAACGGUGACUGUCCACACAAAAUAACGCGUUUCGGAUGCGUGUCGUGUUUUAAUUUGAACAGAGUCGACUCCAUCGAAAAUCACCGGUACGCCUACCUUUAAUCGUCUCGACAUUGGACAUGUUUUUUAUCGACUUUAUGGGUUUCCUCGGGUCAGCUGUCCUCUGAACCGUACGUUGUGUUCAGCCAACAAUUGUAUCAUGUUUCAUAAUUGAACCACUAUCUAUAAAUAAUAUAACCAUGUCGGGGGAUAUUAGUUUACAUAAAUUGGUAGACUUAUCUAUCGGUACACCGGACAUCGGGGUGGUCAACUUCAAUGCGCUACACAGUCUUCUCCACGCGAUUCUGGACCACCUGAAAAUCCAAACCGUAACCAUCAAUUGGACCAGAGAGGAGGAAUGUGUGGGCAAGAACUUGACGGCUCCCCCCCAGGAGCAGAACCAGUCCGCUCCCGGGUACCAGGACCUGGAGGACAAGCUGCGCCGUAUCGAGACGCAGAUCGCCCUUGUGGAAAACCUCCCCUCCAGUACCGAGCUGUUGGACCGGAGCUCCGCCUCCGCCACGCCGGUGAACGACAUGUGGCAGCUGAUGCAGCUCCGCCGCCAUAUCCAGACCAACGAGGACGGGGUUUCCAAGUCUUUCUCUCUGGUCCAGGACCUCUUGCUGGAGAUCCAGGAGCUGAAGGAGUCCAGAGACCAGCUGAUGGAGAAGGUGGAGGAGCAGCACACUGCCCUGGAGAAGGUGAACUCGGCCCUUCAGGAGGACCACGCCACGACGUUGGAGGAGUGCUGCCACCGUGUGGAACAACUGGAGGCCGCAACGAGGUCUCUGGAGGAGAGGGUGGAGCGUUGCCCCAGUCCAGUGGUGCUGGAGAACACGGUGACGUGGGAGGUCCUGCAGUCAGCACUGCUCUCCGAGCGAGAAGACCUCCACACAGAACUCUCCGCCGGGGCCAAGGGCCCCGUGACGGACCCCCCCAGCCCCGCGGGCCCGGGCCUCCCGCCUUCCCCCAGCCCCCCACCGACCCUGCCGCCCCAACCACCGCCCCCUAGCGGCCAGGUGGCGGGGGGUAGUGCGGCGGUGGGCUUCCCCGAGACGCUGGAGGCUCUGAGGGUGGUGGGCCGGCUCAGCGAUCGCCAUGGCGACCUGGAGGAGCGCGUGGAGACCCUGGAGGCGGAGCUGGCGAGGCUCGAUGACCUCCCUAAGCACGCCGGCGGUGCGGCGGGGUCCCAAGAUCCAGCAGAAGACCUGUUGGAGCAGAUGAAACACCUGAGAUCCCAGGUGGAGGGCCUGGCCAGCGACAUGGAGAAGGUCACGACCCUGAGCAAAAGACAAGAAGAGAGGAGAGAGAUCAUAGUGUCGGAAGUGAAGAGAGAGACGAGGGAGCUAAAGGAGGCGAGAGAGGCAAGAGAGGCAAGAGAGGCAAGAGAGGCGAGAGAGCGAGUGCCUGACAGGGAGCUUGCCCAAGCCAGCCAGGAAGUCAAUGCCGAGAUCACACAACUCAGGGAAGUAGUGCUAAAGCUUGAAGAGGAAGUGAGGCAGGUCAAAGGUCACGGGGAGGCGGAUCCACACCUCCAGGACCAGCUGGACAAUCUGCGCCGCACCCUAGAGGACAUGGUGGGACUUUCCUCCACGUCUCUGCUCUGCCAAAGCCCCCAGGAGAGAGAACAGGGAGAGAGAGACACCCCGGGAGAGAGAGACACCGAGGGAAAGAGAGACACCAAGGGAGAGAGAGAAAGGGACACCCAGAGAGAGAGAGACACCCAGAGAGAAAGAGACACCCAGGGAGAGAGAGAGAGGGAGACCCAGAGAGAGAGGGACACCCAGAGAGAGAGAGACACCCAGAGAGAGCGAGAGAGGGACACCCAGAGAGAGAGAGAUAGGGACUCCCAGAGAGAGAGAGAGAGGGACUCCCAGAGAGAGAGAGACACCCAGAGAGAGAGAGAGAGGGACUCCCAGAGAGAGAGAGACACCCAGAGAGAGAGAGAUAGGGACUCCCAGAGAGAGAGAGACACCCAGAGAGAGAGAGAGAGGAACUCCCAGAGAGAGAGAGACACCCAGAGAGAGAGAGAGAGAGACACCCAGGGAGAGAGAGAGAGUGACACCCAGGGAGAGAGAGACACCCUGGGAGAGAGAGAGAGUGACACCCAGGGAGAGAGAGACACCCAGGGAGAGAGAGACACCCAGGGAGAGAGAGACACCCAGGGAGAGAGAGACACCCAGGGAGAGAGAGACACCCAGGGAGAGAGAGACACCCAGGGAGAGAGAGACACCCAGGGAGAGAGAGACACCCAGGGAGAGAGAGACACCCAGGGAGAGAGGGACAACCAGGGAGAGAGAGACCCCCGGGGAGAGAGAGACACCCAGGGAGAGAGUGAGAGAGACCCCCAGGGAGAGAGAGACACCCAGGGAGAGAAGGACAGGGAGGGCCAGAGUGACAGGAUGCUGAGCAGUCUGUCCCAGCCCCUGGAGAAGCUCCAUGAAGCGUUCAGCAACCUGAUGAGACGGCAGCAACUGAGCAGCGAUGCAGAGAGCGCCAUUCAUAAUAAGAUCACCCAGCUCCAGGCGGAGUUUGACAGGCUUCGCGAAACAACGCAACACCUGCUGGAGAACCACGACGAGAAACAAACACACCUCCAGAAACUGUACAAGUCCAUGAAGGUGCUGGAAGAGCAGAAGGCGGACAAGCAGCUGCUGGAGACGGAGAUCCAGAUCAAGGCAGAUAAGUGUGCGUUGGAGAGCAAGGUGAGCCUGGUGCAGCUGGACGCGGCGACGGCGCAGCUGAGCACCAUGUUCCACAACCUCCUCUCCAAGGUCACGGGUCAGGAGCAGGACUGGCACAAGGUCAUGGACCGCCUCUCCAGCGAGAUGGAGGGCAAGCUCAACCGGAUGGAGCUUGACUCGAUGAAGAAGCAGCUGGAGGACCGCUGGAAGAACAUCCGCAAGAAGAUCAAGUCUCCCGAACACGAAGACAACGCCGCUGGCCUCACAAGACAGCUGGUGGCCAGGUUCCACUGCAUCUCGUGCUCGCGCCCAGUGGAAAUGACUGCACCUGGGCGUGUCCCUGGGAUCGGGGACUAUGGCUACGUCACCAUGUCCCGCCCCUGCGGGGGUCACCACACCGUCACCCAGCCCAUCCGGCGCUCUGCCCGCUUCCAGCACUUCAGGCACUUCUACCAGGCGGAUACGGAGGCCCUGCCCGUGCACCCCGCCGAACUCAAACUACAGGGAGAGGAGGAUAUCCUAGGAUUGGCCGGACAGAUCUACAAGGGUCGCCUCAACGCCAAGGCCCCCCGGACCACGGACCAACACCUGCCCAGCCUCUCGCCCAGAGAGAGCAUGAGUAAAAGUGGAGACGGCCGAGUUCAGCGUUCCAAGUCCCAGAUGUCCUGUACCGCCCCGGGACCCGGCUACGGAGCUCCGACCCACCCACAGAGCACCAAGGCAGGCCGCCGUCGCAUCGGUUCUGCUGGUUCGGGGCGGGCCUGGCCGGUGUCUGCGGCGGACGACCUGGGUUCACUAGCGCAGAGCAGCGGAGAGCUACAGCGCCGGGCCCCCGUCACCGAGCUCCAUGUUGACCUCCGACCCCCUGAUGAGGAGGGGCCUGGGACCAACCUGUAGGCGGGGGUUGAGUGGUGGAGUGGUUUGUGUGUGUAGGGGAGGGGGGGGGGCUGCAGUGUUGUGAUUAAAAUAUAAAAAAUGUUUUUUAAAGGUUUUUAAAUAAACUGCACCAGAAGACUUUUCUCCAGGAGAA
Gadus macrocephalus (Pacific cod) is the source of this 3878-nucleotide messenger RNA. RefSeq lists its product as uncharacterized. The transcript is spliced from 18 exons. The coding region runs from base 365 to 3745 and encodes 1126 amino acids. Lineage: Eukaryota; Metazoa; Chordata; Actinopteri; Gadiformes; Gadidae. The record is from RefSeq and is a predicted model, not a curated record.